Molecule: messenger RNA, 3302 nt
Organism: Gopherus flavomarginatus (Mexican gopher tortoise)
Lineage: Eukaryota; Metazoa; Chordata; Testudines; Testudinidae
Gene: RAB27B
Product: RAB27B, member RAS oncogene family
Exons: 8
Coding region: 197-853 (218 amino acids)
Biological process (GO): melanosome transport; positive regulation of exocytosis
Cellular component (GO): melanosome; secretory granule
Molecular function (GO): GTPase activity; GTP binding
Source: RefSeq, a predicted model, not a curated record
GUCAGUGGCACAGAGCUUCUUUAGCUGUUACACAAGACAAGGAGCAGCAUUUUGGAGCAUCAUUUUCAUCCUGAAACCUGCAAGAUUUCUGUAGCUCAGACGGGAGCAACAGUGCCAUAAAGAAAUGGGCUAGUUAUUUCCAGCUAGUGAGACCUGGGAGUAUUGUACACCAAAAGUGUUCAUAAAGAUCAGCACUAUGACUGAUGGGGACUAUGACUAUCUGAUCAAACUCCUAGCCCUGGGGGAUUCUGGGGUUGGGAAGACGACAUUCCUUUACAGAUACACAGACAACAAAUUCAAUCCAAAAUUCAUCACAACAGUAGGAAUAGACUUUCGGGAAAAACGUGUGAUAUACCAUAGCAGAGGACCGAAUGGAUCUCCAGGAAAAGCCUUUAAGGUCCAUCUACAGCUCUGGGACACCGCUGGGCAGGAAAGAUUUCGAAGUCUCACCACAGCAUUUUUCAGAGAUGCCAUGGGCUUUUUAUUAAUGUUUGAUCUCACCAGUCAACAGAGCUUCUUAAAUGUCAGAAACUGGAUGAGUCAACUGCAAGCCAAUGCAUAUUGUGAGAAUCCUGAUAUAGUAUUACUUGGCAACAAGGCUGACUUAUCAGAUCAGAGGGAAGUCAAUGAGAGACAAGCACGAGACCUUGCAGAUAAAUAUGGCAUACCAUACUUUGAAACAAGUGCAGCUACUGGGCAAAAUGUGGAUAAAGCUGUGGAAAUGCUCCUGGACUUGAUAAUGAAGCGCAUGGAACAAUGCGUUGACAAGACACAAGUAUCUGACACAGCCAAUGGAGGAAGCUCGGGGAAGCUAGAUUCAGCAAAGCCAGAGGAGAAAAAGUGUGCCUGCUAGACUUCACCUCUAAACUAUGCGAUGAUGAAGUAGAACUCAGUCCCUUGCCAUGACACUACCAUUUUUACCAGUGCAGACUUCUAGGUUUUCAUUCUGAACUGCUACAGUGUUUGGCAGCUACAAAACCGGUUUUUACACAGAUAAUCUUUGGAGCCCUGCAUUUGAGCAUAAGCCUUCUUUCAAAUACCCUAGGACCACAUGGACCUAAAAUGAAUUCACUUUCAUGUACCAUGUCCAGCAAAGAGUGACCGCUCUCAUUUUCAAGUAAUCUAGACUCGCUAUUUCAACUUUGCUAUUGCAUAAAUUAUGUGGUACGCAGUUAGAUCAGAAGCUCAAUAUCUGCUUUAUGUACAAACACAGAAGACUUGUAGUUUGGUUAACUAUCCCAAGGGUAUUGGAACAAUGAGUCCUGCAGUUAUACAUGUGUAUACAUAAGUAUUUAAUAUCAAUAUAAAACUUCUGCUCCUGCUAACCUUUCAUUUUUAAAUUGAAUUCUCACAUUGAUCCCUGUGUCCUGCUGGUUUCUGUCUUCUCUCCUAGAAAUGUGUGCCUUCCUCCAAAAUGCCCCUCUUUAAUACCCUUUUUGUAACACUCUUCUAGGCAGUGCUCAUUUCUGAGUUUGCGGUUAUGCAUGGCGCUAUGUGUGAACCAACCCUGAACAUGGUAAUUACUUAAUCAAGGAAUGACAUGCAGCACCCAAGAUGACAAUCCUGCCAAACCUAUGUAGUUCUGAUUUUCAAGGACUCUGUUGCUGGGUUGAAUAUGCUGAUUUCUUUUUAAUUGCUUGAUUUGAAUCAGGUUUGUCUUCAUCAUCUCUCUUCCUAGGUAGCCUCCAGGCUUUAUACAAAUCAGAGGUCAUCAGAUUUGUCUUUCAUCUGUUUUCUUGUUCAUCUCCUUCCAUGCUCAAUUAACUUUUUUUGAUCUACUGUAGUGUCAGAAAUCAUUUCUGAACUCCCAGGUAGUCCAUUAUUUCUUCCUGAUCUACAAGUAUUUUGUCCUUCUAAUCUCAAGGCUGAAUGUAAAAAUGUGAUAUUGCUUACACUAAGCAACCACAGCAUUGUAUGAAGAUUUUAUUUUAGAAUGUAUUUAUUAUAUUAUAAAAAUCUUUAUUUCUGCAACCUUCAUUGUUCCACCUCAACAGAUGGAACUGCGUAAGAAGAAUACCAGUGCAGAUGGGUAAAUACACUUGUCUUGAAGUCAUUGUUUUAAGCUUCUGAAACUAGUGGUGCUCUGCUGCAUUAAAACUGCCAUUUUGAGAGUCCACAAAACUCCUUUAGGAAACGUUUUAGACAAGCCUUCCUUCCCAGCCACGCCCCAGAGCUGAAAAUCCUCAUAGCCAAAGUUACCCUUUUUAUCUUGGUUCUCCAUUUCCACAUCCUUUAUUUGUUCUAAAGUAGUCUUAUUUUCUACCUCUAGCCUGAAUUUUAAGGGUGUUCCAAAUGUAUCUGUGGGGAAGAAUAAAGGAAGGCUGGCGUGAUGGCACUUGAAUCAAAAACUUUCUUUUCAAACAUAAACCAUUUCUGCAGUGAGUUUACACUGGCCAUGUUUACAUUGCUCUAAAAUGAUGCCUCAGCUGCUUCUGUGACCCAAAAGCUUCUUAAAUCCUUCAUUGCUACCUAUGGAAUCUGCAUGUUAGAAGGCGUUCUCUAUGGGUGACAUUGUCCUCAGUACAGGAGCCCAAACAUGGACCAGUGCACCACUUAAAUCUCCAAGUUUAAGGGUUCACAUGGUGCAUAAGUUUUUUUCCAUAGCGACAUCUUCAUGGAGGUUGAGUCUGUCUCUAAGAGUACCCCUAGAUUAUAGACUUGGCAUAAAAUGUUCACCAGGUCUCCAACUCGGCAAAGCAUUUAAGAAUAUGCCAAAGUGCUUUGCUUUGCUGAAUCAGGAGCUGGUGUACCUUUAUGGAGAGAAAUAGAACUGCCAGUAGAAUAACCAUAGUUCAAAUAAUCCUUAAAAAUGAAACUGUGUAGAAAAUACUUACUUUUUAAAACCGUCAGUUUGUGAACAGAGUUUUGUUUUUGUUUUUUCCUUUUACCAUCCAGUGAUUUGAAAAACUUAAAUCACCACUAGGGAAAAUGCUAAGUGCUUUUUCAUUAACUUGUCUCAAAAAUUGGUUCCAGCCUUAAGCAUAUGAUUUCUACUGAUAUCAUGUAAAAAGUAUAGCCACUCACCUGUUUGUGUGGCAGCAGCGCAGCCUAUCCUGAAUUGUUCCAGGAUUAAACUCCCACUCAAGAUGACAGCAAAAAAUAUUUGAACUUAAUGCUCAUCUAUGUUUGUUUGUAAUUUACAUGCUUUACGUCAUUGUGAAACCUACCAUUAGCCUCCCCUCUUUCUGUAAAAUACAUCCCUCUGUCUAACUUUCUAUGGCAUUUCUCUUGUUCUAAUUCUGACCAUUUCCCCAAAAUUAGUAUGAAAAACAAACAAAACCUUAAAAUGCACAGGGCGGAGA